AAAGGAAUGGAGUCGGUAAAACAAAGGAUUUUGACUCCCGGCAAGGAGGGACUGAAGAAUUUUGCUGGAAAAUCGCUUGGUCAACUCUACAGAGUCCUAGAGAAGAGGCAGAAGCCCGGGGACACCAUCGAGCUGACCGAAGAUGGGAAGCCCAUGGAAGUGCCCGAAAAGAAAGCCCCGUUGUGCGACUGUACCUGCUUCGGGCUGCCCCGGAGGUACAUCAUUGCCAUCAUGAGCGGACUGGGAUUCUGCAUUUCCUUCGGGAUCCGGUGUAACUUGGGAGUGGCCAUCGUGGAUAUGGUCAAUAACAGCACCAUACACCGAGGAGGAAAAAUUAUAAAAGAGAAAGCGAAGUUUAAUUGGGAUCCUGAAACGGUUGGCAUGAUCCACGGCUCUUUUUUCUGGGGGUACAUCAUCACGCAGAUCCCCGGAGGGUACAUCUCAUCCCGGCUGGCAGCGAACAGAGUGUUUGGUGCUGCUAUCCUGCUGACAUCUUCCCUCAACAUGCUGAUCCCAUCUGCAGCCAGGGUGCACUAUGGAUGUGUCAUCUUCGUCAGGAUCCUGCAGGGCCUUGUGGAGGGGGUCACCUACCCUGCCUGCCAUGGCAUUUGGAGCAAGUGGGCCCCCCCACUAGAGAGAAGUAGGUUAGCAACCACUUCCUUUUGUGGUUCCUAUGCAGGAGCUGUGAUUGCAAUGCCUUUAGCUGGGAUUCUGGUGCAGUACACGGGGUGGUCUUCUGUGUUCUAUGUGUAUGGGAGCUUUGGUAUAGUCUGGUACAUGUUUUGGCUUUUGGUUUCCUAUGAGAGUCCUGCAAAGCAUCCUACAAUCACAGAUGAAGAGAGGAGAUACAUAGAAGAGAGCAUUGGAGAGAGUGCCAACCUCCUAGGUGCAAUGGAAAAAUACAAAACACCAUGGAGGAAAUUUUUUACAUCUAUGCCAGUCUAUGCAAUAAUAGUUGCAAACUUCUGUAGAAGCUGGACUUUUUACUUGCUGCUAAUUAGUCAGCCUGCUUACUUUGAGGAAGUGUUUGGAUUUGAAAUAAGCAAGGUGGGUAUCUUAUCUGCUGUGCCACAUUUAGUGAUGACAAUUAUUGUUCCUAUUGGGGGACAAAUUGCUGACUUUUUAAGAAGCAGGCAGAUUGUUUCAACCACCAAUGUGAGAAAGAUAAUGAACUGUGGAGGUUUUGGGAUGGAAGCAACUCUUCUCCUCGUGGUGGGAUAUUCACACAGCAAAGGAGUGGCUAUUUCAUUCUUAGUGCUUGCUGUGGGCUUUAGUGGAUUUGCCAUAUCUGGAUUCAAUGUCAACCACUUAGACAUUGCCCCAAGGUAUGCUAGCAUUUUAAUGGGCAUUUCUAAUGGAGUCGGGACCUUGUCUGGAAUGGUUUGCCCUAUAAUUGUUGGAGCAAUGACAAAGAACAAGACACGUGAAGAAUGGCAGUAUGUCUUCCUCAUUGCUGCUCUGGUGCACUAUGGAGGUGUGAUCUUCUAUGGCAUAUUUGCUUCAGGAGAGAAGCAGCCCUGGGCAGACCCUGAACAGACAAGUGAAGAGAAAUGUGGCUUUAUUCAUGAAGAUGAACUUGCUGAGGAGACAGGGGACAUUACUCAGAAUUAUGUAAAUUAUGGUACCACCAAGUCUUACGGUGCUACGACCCAGGUCAAUGGUGGCUGGCCUAAUGGCUGGGAGAAAAAAGAGGAAUUUGUACAAGAGGAAGUACAAGACUCAUACAACUACAAGGAAAGAGAUUAUUCAUAA
Messenger RNA from Haemorhous mexicanus (house finch), 1752 nucleotides. It is a transcript of the gene SLC17A6, whose product is annotated as solute carrier family 17 member 6. The record is from RefSeq and is a predicted model, not a curated record. Gene Ontology annotation, cellular component: excitatory synapse; synaptic vesicle membrane. Gene Ontology annotation, biological process: regulation of synapse structure or activity; monoatomic anion transport; neurotransmitter loading into synaptic vesicle. Lineage: Eukaryota; Metazoa; Chordata; Aves; Passeriformes; Fringillidae. Bases 7 to 1752 code for a protein of 581 amino acids. Gene Ontology annotation, molecular function: neurotransmitter transmembrane transporter activity; L-glutamate transmembrane transporter activity. The transcript is spliced from 12 exons.